Molecule: messenger RNA, 1723 nt
Organism: Cornus florida
Lineage: Eukaryota; Viridiplantae; Streptophyta; Magnoliopsida; Cornales; Cornaceae
Product: serine carboxypeptidase-like 18
Exons: 14
Coding region: 118-1566 (482 amino acids)
Biological process (GO): secondary metabolic process; proteolysis
Molecular function (GO): serine-type carboxypeptidase activity; acyltransferase activity, transferring groups other than amino-acyl groups
Source: RefSeq, a predicted model, not a curated record
ACACUAAAGUGAUCAUUCAUCACAUAUAUAUCUUCUCUCCUCAUAUAGAAAAAACACACAAAAAAGGUUCCAUAUCUUUACUCAACACUGACUUAGUUUGUCCUUAGAAUUUCAGGUAUGAUCAUAAGAGAAAAAGCUGUUGCUCAGAAGCGGCUUCCAACAAAGUCCUUCAGUUCUCUUUUAUGGGUAUAUGCCCAUUUGCUUCUUCUAAUGAUACUUUCAGUACCAUCAGUUUUCUCUGGCCAAGUUGUCAAGUUCUUGCCAGGAUAUGAUGGUGAACUUCCCUUCAAGCUUGAAACUGGAUACAUCAGUGUUGGUGACUCUGAGCUGUUCUAUUAUUUUAUUGAGUCACAAGGGAACCCUCAAGAGGACCCUCUUUUUCUUUGGCUCACUGGCGGCCCUGGAUGUUCUGCUUUCAAUGGACUUAUUUAUGAAAUUGGUCCAAUGGAGUUUGACAUUGAGAACUAUACUGGGGGUUUACCAAAGUUGAAAGAUUAUGAAUAUGCCUGGACAAAGACUGCAAGCAUAAUAUUUCUAGAUCAGCCCGUGGGCUCGGGUUUCUCCUAUGCAAGGACCGCUGAAGGUUGGCCUACUUCAGACUCCAAAUCAGCAGAACAAUCCUAUCAAUUCCUCAAGAAGUGGUUGAACGAAAACCCAAAAUAUCUCAAUGUUCAACUAUUUGUUGGUGGUGAUUCUUAUUCAGGCAUCACUGUCCCUUUAGUCACCAAAAAAAUAACGGACGGCAAUAAAGAAAAAGUCAAGCCAUUUAUGAAUCUUAAAGGGUAUUUGCUUGGAAGCCCGCAUACAGAUUCAGUUAUUGAUGAAAAUUCAAAAAUUAUAUUUGCUCACCGGAUGGCACUUAUAUCUGAUGAGAUGUAUGAGGCAGCCAAGAAAAGUUGUAAUGAGAACUAUGUAACUGUGGAUCCAGCAAACACAGCAUGUUUAGUUGCUCUUGGUGAUAUCCAUAAGUGUGUGAAGGAUCUAUUUAGGAAUGAUAUUUUAGAACCCAAGUGUACUUUUGCAUCUCCGGAACAAGAAGAACAACAGGAUCGGAGAUCUCUUAAAGAAGGCCAUUCAGAUUUCGUACUCUCACCACCGAUGAUUCCUAGCCUUUGGUGCCGCACUUUUAAUUAUGCACUCUCCUACACGUGGGCGAAUGACGACACAGUUCAAGAAGCUUUACAUGUUCGGAAGGGGACUGUAUGGAAUUGGAAGAGGUGCAACAAGAGCCUAUCAUACACUAAAGAUGUCCUCAGUGUCGUCCCUGUUCAUAGAGAACUCAGUAAAUUAGGCCUACAAGUACUGGUAGAAUGUGGUGACCGCGACCUGGUUGUUCCAUAUGUGGGCACGGUAAAAUGGAUAACGUCUCUCAAUUUGACUGUUGUGAGUGAAUGGAGGCCAUGGUUUGUCGAUGGUCAAAUUGCAGGAUACACAAAGAAGUAUUCAGAGAACGGUUUUCGUUUGACAUAUGCAACUGUAAAGGGUGCUGGCCACACUGCUCCAGAGUACUACCGCCGGGAAUGUUACAACAUGUUUGAUAGAUGGAUACAUUAUUAUCCUAUCUAGUUUACACUAGCAGGUUGUCGAUUCUAUUAAAAAUUGUUGCUCAUUCAUGUAUUGAGAUGCCUAAUCCAAAAUAUUGAACAUUUUGUAAGACGAAGAUAAAUGCUUAUGAUAAAUGUACACGAUUAUGGAAAUAAAAGCAAUGUACAUUGUAAAACUA